Python bivittatus (Burmese python) is the source of this 603-nucleotide messenger RNA. The record is from RefSeq and is a predicted model, not a curated record. NCBI's taxonomy places the organism in Eukaryota, Metazoa, Chordata, Lepidosauria, Squamata, Pythonidae.
AUGUUCCCCCGGGGCUUCCUCUGGGGGGCCGGCAGCGCGGCAUUCCAGGUGGAAGGCGCCUGGGACCGGGACGGCAAAGGGCCCUCGGUGCUGGACGUCUUCGCGCACCGCCACGCAGCGCCUUUCCAGAGCCCCGCCGGGCGGCCCUCCGGGGACUCGGCCAGCAGCAGCUACGACCACGUCGAGCGAGACCUGGACGGGCUGAGCGUCUUGGCGGUCUCCCACUACCGCUUCUCGCUCGCCUGGGCGCGCCUCCUACCUAACGGCACGGCGCCCGCCAAUCCUGCCGGGUUGCAUUACUAUGCGCGCCUGCUCUCCGGCCUGCGGCAGCGUGGCAUCGAACCCGUGGUCACCCUCUACCACUGGGACCUGCCCCAGACCCUGCAGGAUCUCUACGGCGGCUGGGAGAACCCGGUUCUGGUCGAUCUUUUCUUGGACUACGCCCAGCUCUGCUUCCAGCACUUUGGCGGCCACGUGCGCUACUGGCUCACCAUAGACAAUCCUUACCUUGUGGCGUGGCACGGCUACGCCACGGGCAAGCUGGCCCCGGGUGUGCGGGGCGGGCGGGAAGUGGGCUACAAAGUGGCGCACCACCUCCUUAAG